Molecule: messenger RNA, 2292 nt
Organism: Thyridium curvatum
Lineage: Eukaryota; Fungi; Ascomycota; Sordariomycetes; Thyridiales; Thyridiaceae
Exons: 1
Coding region: 1-2292 (763 amino acids)
Biological process (GO): regulation of DNA-templated transcription
Source: RefSeq, a predicted model, not a curated record
AUGGAGGGGCCGGGCGCAGACCCUGGAGAAGGGGUGUCGCCGCGGCGCAAAACAUCCGUCGAGCAGGCGAUGCCCUCCUUUGGUGCCAUGAGCAACCCGCUCGACUCACUCGACUUACGCGCCGACCCAGAUGCUCAGGCCACAGUCACAGACUUCCUCGAUUUCACCGAAUAUCUACCUGCUGAUAUCAUGCGCUCCCUGACCCUCAUCGGACAGCUUGACCAGACCUACAUCGAUGCGUCGACCAACGUCCACGACCUCACAACGACAUGGGGUCGCCUUCCCGAUAUGCCCCCCGAGGAGCGUCCUGCUGCGGUACAGGUCAGAGCAGACAUCUCGCAGAAUUUGAACCGCGCACUCAGCUCGAGGGUUUACUCCCAUGCCGAAGCAGUGCGCAUGGCCGAUAAUGUCUCCCGCCACUACAACCGUGCCAAGAUCAUACUGGGAAAGCUGCAAACCAUGAUGGAGAACUACCCGACGGCCGAGGAACAAAAGAGUCCGGUGGCUGCCCGAUCGCCGCAGAUGUCUCGCACCCCGAAAAUCAGUGUACGCUCCGAGGGAGGCCAGAGGGUUCGAAGGCAACGGGUAUCACGUAUAACAGUCCCCGGCGAGGUCCUGGCACCCUACGAGCUAGAUUACGAAUCAUACACCGAGGAGAGCGAUGACGAAUCUGAAGAUGACGAUAGUUCACCUCCGCGUGAGACUCCUGCCGCGCCACCGCGGAUCAAACUCUUGAAGACGCCCAAGACGCCCAAGGCCAGAAUGCCACGACCGACGAUGACGGGCCAGGGCUUCCAUCCGCUGUCAACAAGUGGCGUGCUGGCUCAGCUCAAACCACCCCCUGAUGAUGCUGUUCCCGGCAGCGCGGACGCGCCGUGGCUGCAGCUGACGGCUUACGAGCUGGCCAAGUUGAGGAAGCGCAUGAAGAAGAAUGCGCAGUGGACACCCAGUGAGACUAUGAUUGCACGGGAGCUCAAGGUACUAGGCCGUGGAGUUGAGGCAUGGAGAGCGGCGAAGAAGGCGGCAGAGGACGAAGACCGCCCCUUUGAGAACACUCUGCCCGUUUCGGUUGUGGAUGAGAAUGGUGUGUCUGGCCCACCACUGGGGGCACUCAGCAUUGACGCUGCACUUGCGGCCGAGGACAAGCAGAACACAAACCGUGGCAUGAAGCUGAACGCGGCGAAGAAGAUCAAGCGUGAGUCGCUGGCGCAACUAGCGGCACAGGAAGCGGAGGAGUCCGCCAGAAAAUUGCGCGAAGCGGCAAAAGCCAUUUUUGCACCCAACGCGGCCGCCGUGCAGGCUCCGGGCAAGACACCGGGCAACGUCAAGCCUCCACGAAAGCGGAAACGUGACUCGCAGCCCGAGGCUGACGCCGAGAAGCCUGACAUGUCUGAGAGCCCGGCGCAAAAGCCUCAGCCGAAACGACCAAAGACCGAGACGCCAGUACCAAUUCCACAACCCACGCUGCAAGCAGCGUCUUCGAGCGCGCCGGCACACGAGACUCCAGUUCACCCCCCUCUACUGUCGGCAGGAAACCCAGCAGUCAAGCCCAAGUCGACUACACCGGUGCCUGUGCCCAUCCCCCCGGGACAGGAUCACUCCAAUUCCAAGCUUUCGCUGUCCAACUCUCCUGCAUCGGUGGCCAGCACCCCUGGAUCAAAUACGGUGACCACAACGGUGCCUCUCAAGCCGCCUGCAGACACUCACAUUCCUCCCCCUAUUCAUUCACCGAAGAAGUCCACUACACCGAUCUUGCCUCCGGUCCGGGAGACCAGGACAAGGGAGGCGGCCAGGAAGGAACAGGCUAGGGAGAGCCUGCCACCGGUAAAACCCCCGUCCCGAGCAGCGACCCCUGCCGCGUCAGAGCCGCUGCGACGCCCGAUGUCGAGAGGGAAGGCGUCUAGUCAGGAGCCGCCCGCGUCGCUGGCUGUGGAUCGUCCCCGUCGCGCUAGCACCGCGCGGAACACCCCUGUGCCGGAGGUGCGGCAGCCUGGCAAGCGUCCUAAGAGGCCGGCGCCCGGAAUCAUCAGCCGCACGAACUCUGGCGGCAAUAGUGCUGUGGGGAAGAGGAAGGCCGCGCCCAAGAAGAAGCGCGGAGCUCCCAAGAAGGACAAGGGGCAGCCGGACGCCGAGAUCGAGGUCGAGGUCGACGACGAAGGCAACGUCAUCGACCCGGAUGAACCGCGUUAUUGUCUCUGCAACGGAGUGAGCUUCGGCACCAUGAUCCAGUGCGACAACACGGAUGUAAGUAGCGAUCGCGCCCUUCCUUCUAUUUCUUCUUCCAUGGCCUAG